AUGGACAAAGUACAGUUUCAAUUGGAAGCUACUCUACCAGAGUUGAAAGAUUUGUACGAGAAAGGGUUAUUCACCAAGAGCGAGAUCAAUCAAAUAACCAAAAAACGAACAGCCUUCGAAACGUCUUUAGUCCGUCGGGUGACCCGUAAAGAGGAUUUCUUCAAAUAUGCAGAGUACGAAAUCAACCUGGAGAGAUUGAGGAAAGUGAGAUAUAAGAAAUUGAACUACCAUCUUAACCCCCCUCCACCUUCUGCUUCCUCUUUCUCACUACCUCGAAGAGCACUUUACAUACUCAAGAGAGCCACGGCGAAAUUCCCUGGCGAUCUGGCAACAUGGUUAGCUUAUGUGGAGUUUGCAAGUAGAGAGGGAAUGAGGAAGGUCGUAGGGAAGGGAUUAAACAGCGCAUUACAACAUCAUCCUACCUCUUCGACCCUCUAUCUCCUACAGACAUACUAUCAUCUUCAUCCAGGUUCACCAUUUCCCCGAGAAUCCAUACCAUCCACAUCCAAACUCGACUUGCCAUCCGCCUCAUCAUCCACUAACCAAGCACCUGGGUUCGCAAUAGAAGGGAUAGACCCUGCUCGUACUACUUUACUCCUUGGUUUGAGAUUGUUACCCCAAUCGAGGGAUCUAUGGAGGGAAUAUGUGAAACUUGAAUUAGGUUGGGUAGAAGCAUUACGCAGGAGAUGGAAAUUAUUAGGUAUCAAAGAUCAAAAUCAGGAUGCACCGUCACAGGUUGAGGGUGAGGAUGUUCAGAAAGAUCAGGAUGCGCUGAGAGGGGGAGAAGGAGCGUUUGGAGAAGAAGGUGAAGAAGCUAGAAAAUCAAUCUUAGCUGGAGAAUUGGUCAUUCAUGCUUUAUCGUCUGCACUUGAAUCUAUACCUUCAACUUGUUCCACAACAGAAGAAGAGAAACUGGAUGGUAUGGGAUUUAGAGAAAAUCUCAUUCAGCUAUUCAGGAAUUAUCCUUCACCAUUACGACUCAAAUGUCUGAAUGUGCUAUAUGAGGACUUACAGAGUGUAUCAGAACAGUCAGACAACAGCAGAAUGGCUGCCAAAGCCGGGUUAUUAUUGUUGAACAAAGGAUUGUAUGAUAGGGAGUAUAACCCUGAAGAUAGACCCAGCAAAGAAGGUGAAUCUGUACUGGAUGGAGUGGCGUUGGUAGAAGAAUUAGGCAAGAUCGGUAAAGAGAUUAGGAAGUCGAUCAAGGGGAAAGGGCAGAAUAAGGAUUGGAUAGAAGUAGUAGGAUUAUGGUUGAUCGAACAAAUUGGAAAAUUGGAGGAUAAGAUUGAAGUGCGAGAAUAUCUUUCUUCAAUCCUAUCCUCUCUCACCAAACCUUCUUUACUUCCCCCCUCAUCACUCCUUAUCGCUCACUUGUCCUAUUUUUCUUCUUCGCCGAAUUUGGAUAUUGCUCGAUCGUACGCUCUCAUAUACCCUUCGAAUCCCUCCAUCCAACUAUACAGACUUACAGCUGAAGUACAACUUUCUACGGAUGCGAACCAAACAUGCAAGACAUGUGAAGAGGUUGUUAGAGCCGUCACAAAAUCUGGUCUGUCCGAAGAAGAAGGAGAAGAUGUGAGAUCAAUAUGGAAAUUAUGGAUAGAUAAAGAACUGCAAAAUCCUGAUGGCAAUUUGGAAGAAAGGUGGAAAGUGAUUUUGAGAGAAUCGAUGAAAUUGGGUGUACAUGUACGGGAUUUGCAUGGGGACGUACUUGGAUACUACAUCAUCAACACUCUCAAGUCUGGUGAAGAGGUGAAUGGAGUAUUAAACAAGAUUAAAUCGUAUCAACCGACGUUCAAUACGUUCAACCUAGUUUUCACCUCAUUGCAAGACAACAACGUACAGCCUGAUGAUUUGAAGAAGAUAUACAAUGCUUGGAGGGGAUUCUGCAAGACACCAUAUGAGAAAGCUCAAGCUGCCUUGGCCUACGCUCAAGUACUAUUAGGCAUCAAAGGGAAAGGGAAAGAAGCGUAUGAUGUUAUAGAAGUUACCAAGAGAGAAGUCAGGGUAGAUGAAGGAGUCGAAAAGUAUCUGGAAGCUGGGUGGAAGAUGCUGGUAGAUGCUGAGUCUGAAGGAGAUAGCGGGGACGAAGAUGAAGAGAUGAGUGAUGAGUGA
Molecule: messenger RNA, 2112 nt
Organism: Kwoniella mangroviensis CBS 8507
Lineage: Eukaryota; Fungi; Basidiomycota; Tremellomycetes; Tremellales; Cryptococcaceae
Exons: 5
Coding region: 1-2112 (703 amino acids)
Biological process (GO): maturation of SSU-rRNA from tricistronic rRNA transcript (SSU-rRNA, 5.8S rRNA, LSU-rRNA)
Cellular component (GO): Pwp2p-containing subcomplex of 90S preribosome; small-subunit processome
Molecular function (GO): snoRNA binding; protein binding
Source: RefSeq, a predicted model, not a curated record